Molecule: messenger RNA, 1838 nt
Organism: Neurospora tetrasperma FGSC 2508
Lineage: Eukaryota; Fungi; Ascomycota; Sordariomycetes; Sordariales; Sordariaceae
Exons: 5
Coding region: 1-1683 (560 amino acids)
Biological process (GO): secondary metabolic process
Molecular function (GO): CoA-ligase activity
Source: RefSeq, a predicted model, not a curated record
AUGCCUUUCAAUUCACCCUUCAAGGAUUUGGACAUUCCCAUUAACAUUGAUGUUUGGUCUCUCGUUUUUGACCAGCAGAAUGUUCCGUUCCCGACCUCCAGGAGGGCGAUGACAUGCGCCGAAAACACCACGCUUUCGCACACAUGGGACCAUAUAAAGGCGGCGUCUGUCGACUUUGGCAAAGGCAUGAAGGAUAUUUGGCGUUGGAGGAAGGGUGAAGUUCUCGCCUUGUAUACGCCAAAUAGCAUUGAUCUCGCAACCGCCAAGACCCCAAUCGUCACUCUCGGCGCCAUCUGGGCCGGCGCCGUCGUCUCGCCCGCCAACCCGCUCUACAACGUCGAAGAGCUCACCUUCCAACUCAAAGACUCGGGCGCCAAAGCUAUCAUCACGCAAGCCCCCUUCCUCAAGACGGCCGUCGAAGCGGCGAAGAAUGCCGGCAUCCCCAACGACCGCAUCGUUCUGGUCGGCCAGCACAGCGACCCUUCGGGAACGUUCAAGCAUUUCCGCAGUAUCAGAUGCGUUGACUUCCCCACCCGCUUCAGGAAGGCCAAAAUCAACCCGGAGAAGGACCUUGUUUUUUUGGUCUACAGCUCCGGCACGACGGGCUUGCCCAAGGGCGUGUGCUUGACGCAUCUGAACGUUGUGUCCAACAUCUUGCAGAUGGCCGAUGUUGAUGGGCGGUAUUGGUCUGCGACUGGCGGGCUGGAUGGUGAAGGUGAUAAGUUCUUGGGCGUGCUGCCGUUUUUCCACAUCUAUGGUCUCACCUGCGCCCUGUUCAUGUGUCUUUACCUUGGCUGGGAGAUGUUCGUCGUCGAGCGCUUCGAGCUGGAAAAGGCCCUACAAACGAUCCAAGACCAGCGCAUCACCGCCUUCUACGUGUCUCCUCCGAUCGUGCUGGCCUUCGGCAAGAGCCCGCUGGUGGACAAGUACGAUCUCAGCACCCUCAAGGUCAUGCACUCGGGCGCCGCGCCGCUGACGAGCGAGCUGACCGAGGCCGUGUGGCAGCGGCUCAAGAUCCCGGUCAAGCAAGGCUACGGGCUGAGCGAGUCCAGUCCCGUGGUGACUUGCCAGACUGUGGAUGAGUGGGCCAAGUUCAUGGGUUCUUGCGGCAAGAUGAUGCCGAAUAUGGAGGCGAAGCUGGUGGACGAGGAGGGCAGGGAGGUUGCCGAUGGUGAGGUUGGCGAGCUGUGGAUCAAGGGACCUAAUGUGUUCAAGGGUUACUAUAAGAGUCCAGACCGCACAAAGGAGGCCUUUUCAGAAGAUGGCUACUUCAAGACCGGAGACAUGUUCCACAUCGAUAAGUACGGCAACAUGUACUGCGUGGAUCGUCUCAAGGAACUGAUCAAGUAUAAGGGCUUCCCUGUCCCACCAGCCGAACUCGAAGGUCUCAUCCUAGGCCACAGUGAUGUAACGGAUGUCUGCGUUAUUGGUGUCGAUGACCGCAGCCAGGCUACCGAAGUGCCUCGGGCGUACGUCGUCCUUAGACCAGGCAUCGAAGCCAGCGAUAGCAAGGCGCAGGAGAUCAUGGAAUACGUCGCAAAGCAAGUUGCUCCUCAUAAGAAGCUCCGCGGAGGUGUUCGAUUUGUUGCAGAGGUGCCCAAAUCGCCCAGUGGAAAGAUUCUUCGGAGGAUGCUGAGAGACAAAGUGAAGCAGGAGGAGCGUGCUGCGGGAUCCAAGCUCUGAGUGGGUGUAGUUGAGAUAUGUUUGUUGAGAAGAUCGAUUUUUGAGUACUGUACGUUUGUAGAAUCUGCCCUGUUCUGGCUUCGGGUUGAUGUGAUUUCGAUGCCUACGCGAAAGAUAUGUCAGUAGGUAGUUUUUUUUUGUAUACUGUACUGCCA